Molecule: messenger RNA, 1934 nt
Organism: Mauremys reevesii (Reeves's turtle)
Lineage: Eukaryota; Metazoa; Chordata; Testudines; Geoemydidae
Gene: SAXO1
Product: stabilizer of axonemal microtubules 1
Exons: 4
Coding region: 316-1797 (493 amino acids)
Biological process (GO): microtubule anchoring
Cellular component (GO): axonemal microtubule; ciliary basal body; sperm flagellum
Molecular function (GO): microtubule binding
Source: RefSeq, a predicted model, not a curated record
GGACCCCCACAAUGCUGUUUGGGGCUAGAUGAGAAGCAAGAGAUUGAGGAGAGAGAGGCUGGAGAGCAGAGGCGGCCAGGAAGCUUGGGCGUGCGGCCGCAGGGAAGUGGACUAGCUGUGCUAUGCAGUUGACUUAGUAUCGUUCUCACCUGCUGCAGCGAAUCCGGCUUCUGGACGGGGCUAGCCCUGCCCCUGGAGCUUAUAGGCAGUUUCUCCAAAACAAGCCGUUGGAGGGGCUGCUAUUAAAGUGGCUCUCGGUCCCAGAGCUGCCGCUGGGGGGAGAGACAGUGGCUCUAGCUCCAGUCCGUCGCAAGGAUGUCUCCUCCCGUGACUCCGCCCAAGACCCUGUCCACCAAGAAGUGCAUCUGCCAGCUGUGCUCCUGCGGGCGCCACCAUUGCCCACAUCUUCCCACCCGGAUCUAUGAGAAGAAUGAGAAGCCAUGCUUCCUGUCGGAGUACGUGGAACAAUACCCCCUGUAUCCCUACGCCCAUCCCAGAGACUCGUUCAAGCCCAAGGCAGACUACCAGAAGCAGCCAGUGGCCGUGGAGGGAAUGACAACUUUCAAGAGAGAUUACGUACCUCAUGAAGUGUUGCCAGUGAAAUUCAAACCACCUGAAAAGUAUGUCAAGAGUGAUGAGAACAUGGAUUUAAUCUCAGUAUAUAAACAAGACUACAACCCCUAUCCUAUCUGUCGAGUUCCUCCCUGCUUGCCCCGGGAGACUAACUACACCUCCAAUGUCAAGAUGGACACAAUACCUACGUACAAAGGUGACUAUGUGCCAUGGAAUGAAUCAAAACGAGAGAUGAUUAAACCAGACAAUAAAUACCAUCCAUCAGAAGCAAAAUUUGACUACAGAACCACUGUCCAGGAUGAUUAUAUAUAUAAGGGACCAGUCGCCACUCACAGCUGCAAACCUCUGAAUCCAGCCCACAUGACCAAGGCACCUUUGGAGGACCUGACAAAUUAUAAGUUGAAUUAUGUGCCACAUCCCUUGGAGAAACGCUUUGUCCAUGAGUAUGAGAAGUAUAAACCCAGUGAAACCCAAUUUGAUGGCCUCACCACCCACAAACAAUCAUACAAGGGUCUGGCUGGCCCGCCUGCCAAGAUAGUGAAACCGUACCAGUCAAUGCCAACCCACGAUCUCCCGUUUUCCUCUUCCACAGAGUUUCGGGAAAAAUACCAAGCUUGGCCACAGCACCCCAUGUUCACCAGAAAACCUGAUGUGUACGUGCCCCCCGUAGAGAAAAUGGACCUUCAGACAACUACUCAGACUCAUUACACGUACCCUAAGGGACAGCCAGCCAAGGCAUGUCGGCCCUUGGGCCAUGUUCCGAAAACCACUGCACCCUUUGACAGCUGCUCCACCAUGAAGGAUGAUUACAAGCCAUGGCAUGGUAAGAAAGCAAAACCCAUCAUACCUGCCCCAGAACUUACUUUGCCAGCAGAACCAAUGGAGAACCUGACCACCUUUCGGGCCCAUUACGUGCCUCACCCCCCUGCUUUCACUAAGAGCCUUAAGCCAGGUUGCUCAGCUGCACGGCCUAACGUGCCAUUUGAUGCAGAAACCACCUACACCACCAGCUACACGCCGAAGGAAAUUGUCAAAUGCCUUGCCGCCUACAAAGAACCUCCAGGCUAUGUGUUUCAAGAAAUCGAUGCUGUCGGUCACAAGUUCUACUGCCCUGUUUCGGAUGCUGAACGCUCAAUGAGUUCAAAGAGUAAAGAGCGAAGAAGCAGCUUUUCUGGGAAUGGACUAUACCUACCUGGCCCAAAGGAACUACCAGUGACGGCCUGAUUUUUUUUUAACCCUCUUUUAAACUGAUCAUUGAUUUUAUUCCUUUAAAGAGCUUAAAAUAGCUCCCAGGGUGUAGCUCCUGGUGGAACACCUGAAUAAUAAGAAUCCUAAUGUCUGGGGAAAGAACAUUUUAAUCA